This is a messenger RNA of Ruditapes philippinarum (Manila clam), 7871 nucleotides long. Its product is annotated as neurogenic locus notch homolog protein 2-like. The transcript has 63 exons. The record is from RefSeq and is a predicted model, not a curated record. Lineage: Eukaryota; Metazoa; Mollusca; Bivalvia; Venerida; Veneridae. The coding region runs from base 96 to 7871 and encodes 2591 amino acids. Gene Ontology annotation, molecular function: calcium ion binding. Gene Ontology annotation, cellular component: protein-containing complex; plasma membrane. Gene Ontology annotation, biological process: heterophilic cell-cell adhesion; establishment or maintenance of epithelial cell apical/basal polarity.
AUGUUACCCCUCUACCGUGCGCAUGCUCAAACAUCACCAGUCCCCUUAGAUCUAGCAACGUGAGAGCUUAUAUAAAUUUUGGAUUUGGUGAUGAAAUGUACAAAGAGGAUAUACAGAAGAUAAUAGAAGAUCAAAUUCGAAGGAUAUAUGGCAUAGAUUAUGACGUACUGAUGAUCGACGAUUACGUCAUUGAUAUUGCAAGUCACAUGGUAGCCACUACGCUCAAACCAAUAACUCCUGACCCCGGUGUGCGGGCAAGUCUUACCAUCUGGGUAUACAACAUGACCUACACCAGUGAUCUUGCAGAUUCAAAUUCUGAUAAUUUCCAAAAUCUUGCAAAACCAUUUUGCAAUGACUUACGACGGAUAUUUUUACUGAGCUCUUUGCAGUCAAGAUAUUAUAGUUGUCAAGUCAAGGAGUUCAGAGAGGAUCCAGACAUUGUCAACACAGAUGUGUGGUUCACCGGUAGAGAUGUGUUUGGUUUACAGACGUCAGUUAAAAAGAUUAUUCUUGACAAUGCCCGUGUUGUGAACGUGUCGAACACGAGUCGUAAAAUAAUUGGAACGCUUCUGAUUACACCAAAAUCUGGAAAUGAUUCUAACGUGACAAUUACUAUCCCAGUAAACCCGGAGACCACCAUAUCACCAACUCCAUCAACCCGACCUCCUAAAUGGAAAGAUGGAAUGCCAUAUGUAGAAACAGUACUGAACUUCACUGGCGUUGAUUAUAAUGCAUCACUUUGGGACACAAGCAGUUAUUUCUUCAAAACACACGCCAACAAGUUUUGCAAAGACUUGGAGAGAAUGAUAUUGCAGAGCAGCUGGAAGAGAGAUUUCUACGAUUGCAGUCUUGUGAAUAUAUACCCUCCAGCGGUUGGUCAGUUACAUCCAACUUUGAGGACAGUUAUCCACAUCAACUCCAAUGUUCGAACCCCUGACGAUCUGAUUGACAUAAUAAAGACAUAUGGCGACAAGUACAUCUUUCCCGGUAACCUUGAAACUUACAGAGUAGGGGAUCUUUACAUCAUUCUUAAAGACGGCCGAUUUGAUAUUUACUCAUCUAGUUACGGAACACACACAACGAUUGAAUAUCCGAAGACAACGGCGACACUGAUGCCGAGUAUAUUUACAACAUUUAGUUACAGUUCACCUACAAUGACGUCAGGGGAUACGACAAAGCCACCCGUUUCCACCAUUGUUAUUGUAUACAAUGCCACUGCAGCUUUUAUUGAGAGCCAGCUGAUUGACUUUACAUACACGACUGAUUUACAAGACACAACAUCUAACAGAUUUAUGUCGCUGGAAAAAGCAUUCUGUGAAGAUAUUGAUAGAUUUUUCAAAUCUAGUACCCUUCAUAUGUACUAUAGGAAUUGUAAAAUAACUGGAUUUACAUCGGAUCCCAAACUAUCAUUCGUACUUCAAUUCACAUCUCCAUCAGGGAACCACCUACAGACUACCGUUCCUUCAGUGCUAAUUCAGAAAGCCCCAAAGGCUGAGAUCAGGCAGAUGACGGUUCUAAAGAUAGGUGGCCUCAACUUGUUAUACCAGCAGAUUGGAUUUACAGUUUCUGUCACCAAUUUUACGUUUGACAGCACUCCAACUAUAUCUCCUACCGGCACCAUUGUUGUUCCAUCCACUAGAAUUCCAAUUAUAUACACUGCGGUCCUUCUGAAUGUGUUUUGUGAUGUCGCCAUGGAUGUCAGCGGUGGUCUUCAAAACAAAAAUUCUCAAGUUUUUCUUCGUCUGCAAAGAAAUUUCUGUCAAGAAAUAGACAGGUUGUUUGCAUUAGAAUCUACGACAGCUGAUUCUUAUCUGGACUGCUAUAUUACAGAGUUUAGUUCUGAUGCAUCAACGAUUAACUUCCACACAAUAUUUGGUAUAAAACCUACAGACUCAUUUGGCCAGGCUGCAGUUAAUUUGAUCCACCGACUAGCAAACAAGGUUAUGUUUCAGCAGAUAGAGCGUUUAGAUAUUGGCGGUGUCGUCGUAGAAAAAGAUAGCUGCAGCGCGAACAUUUACCCCGUGAAUUACACACAUCCGCAGACGACACUAUUUCCAACGUUAACCCCAACAUCUCAGGUCAUCCUUCCAACAAUAGGUCCAGAUCAUUGUUUACGAAACCCAUGUGCAAACGGAGGGACUUGUGUUGAUGAACCUUCGUCUUACUCUUGCUUGUGCGUAUUAGGUUUUAGUGGUCGUGAUUGUGAAACAGUUGUACCUGUUGACGGUGGUUGGUCGCAGUGGUCAACUUGGACAACCUGUACUGCGACAUGUGGUGGAGGCCAACAAGAUAGAUUAAGAUUCUGUUCAAACCCUGCACCUAAACAUGAUGGUAAAUUGUGCUUGGGCAAUCCAAUAGAAGCUCGUGAUUGCAACACUCAAUUAUGUCCAGAUAUUGAUGAAUGUCAAAUAAUGCCUGAUGCAUGUGAAAAUGGUGGCACGUGUCGAAACACACUUGUUGGUUAUGACUGCGACUGUUACCCUGGAUACAUCGGAGAUAGAUGUGAAACAGUUGUGGAUCGUUGUGCUUCAAAUCCAUGUAAGAAUGGUGCUUCUUGUACCGGAAGUCAAACUAAACUUUGCGUCUGCACUUCCGGUUGGAGUGGAGAUACUUGCGAAGAUGAUGAGGAUGAAUGUGGACGUGUUCCUAACAUCUGCAAGUUUAACGGAACGUGUAUCAACGAGUUUGGAUCAUUUAAAUGUGAUUGCGUACCAGGGCGAAAAGGGACAACGUGCAACGAAGGUAUAGAUGAAUGCAUAACAAUAAGCCCAUGUCAAAAUAAUGCCCGCUGUCUGGACACAGAUUAUUCAUACACUUGCGUAUGUAAGAACGGCUGGAUUGGCAAAAAUUGCACAGAAGAUGAUGAUGAAUGUAGUCGAGACAUAUGUGAGAAUGGUGGGACCUGUAGAAACACGGUCGGAAGCUUUGAAUGUACUUGUCCGUCUGGAUGGACUGGGCCAACAUGCGAUCUCAGAUACAAUGAAUGCAAAGGAGUUAACCCAUGUUUAAAUGAUGGCCUUUGUGUUGAUACAACCACAGAUUUUCAGUGUCUUUGUAAACCGGAAUAUACUGGCAAAUUUUGUGAAACUGAUGUCGACGAGUGUGAAAAAGAUUCAACCAUAUGUAAUGGUCACGGGUUAUGUGAGAACCUAGUGGGGGGAUUCGAAUGUAUCUGUGAAUUAGAAUGGGAAGGAGAGAGAUGUGAUAUUGAUCACAACGAAUGCUCAGAUGUUGAUCUUGGCCAACUUUGCUUUAACAACGGCGAAUGUAUCAACCAGUGGGGAUCUUAUAAAUGUAAUUGUGCAAAAGGCUGGACUGGAGUGGACUGCAUGACAGAUAUAAACGAAUGUGCAGAUACUCCGUCUAUUUGUUUACAUAAUGGAACAUGUACAGACACAGAUGGUGGAUAUACAUGCAAAUGUUCUUCUGGGUGGACAGGGGAUCGCUGCCAAAUAGACGUAGAUGAAUGCAACACUACAUUUCCAUGUCAAAACAAUGCUACCUGCACGAACAAAGUGGGCUCGUUCCUUUGCAUGUGUACCUCCGGGUGGAAAGGAUUGCUGUGCACCAUAGACAGGAACGAGUGUGUAGAAACUCCGGGUAUAUGCAGGAAUGGAGGCACGUGCUAUGAUGAAGAGGGUGAUUACAGAUGCGUGUGUCCAGCUGGGCGGGGAGGCAAGAACUGUGACUAUAGCACGGAUCCAUGCAAUGACAUCGUGUGUGCUCACGGAGGAACCUGUUACAUAGAUUCAAACGGGGAUGCUAAGUGUGAUUGCACGGCGCUUUUUCAAGGAGAUCGUUGCGAAGAAGAUUUUGACGAAUGCACUUUGAACCCUUGCUCUGAAAAUGGUACAUGUCAAAAUCUACCAGGAACUUUCUACUGUGAUUGUGACGUUGGAUAUAUUGGUGACUAUUGUGAUAUAGAUGAAGAUGAAUGCAAGUAUUACCCGUGUGUGAACGGUGUUUGUGUUAAUACACCAGGGUCAUACCACUGCGAUUGUCCUGGAUGGACCGGACCUUCUUGCAAUAUUGAUAUAUCAGAGUGUUCAUUGUUGAAAAAUCCAUGCAAUGGUAACGGCAGGUGUCAGGAGACUCCUGGGUCUUACAGAUGUUUUUGUUUCUUUGGUUACGAGGGACAAUUCUGUCAGAAUGACGUCAAUGAAUGUAAAGAAGAAGAUCAUUGUAAGAAUGGCGGAGUCUGCUGGAAUUUACCCGGAGGAUACAUGUGCAACUGUACCCAGUACUGGACCGGUCCAUAUUGUGAUAUUGAUUUAAAUGAAUGUACAACAUUAUCGGCACCAUGUCUUAACGGCGGAACUUGCAAGAAUAGAGAUCUCGGAUAUGAUUGUACAUGUCCGUCACAAUGGAGGGGCCUCACCUGUAAUGAAGAUGUCGACGAAUGCAAAGAGUCGCCUGGGCUGUGUCAGAACGGCGCCAAGUGUAUGAACGUACCCGGCUACUUCCGGUGUAAUUGUACUGACGGCUAUAUGGGAGAAUAUUGUGAAAUUGACAAGGAUGAAUGUUCCACGACAAAGCCAUGCAUGAACGGAGCGACGUGUACAAAUUUUCGAGGAGGCUACGAAUGCAAAUGCGCGAUGGGUUUCCAGGGAAAGAACUGUGACAAAGAUAUUGACGAAUGUAAUGCGACAACUGCACUGUGCAAGAAUGGUGGCACGUGUGUCAACGGACCAGGCUCUUUCCGGUGUGAUUGCAUUAACGGUUACAUGGGAGAAUAUUGUGAAAUAGAUAAAAACGAAUGUAUAACCACAAAACCGUGCAUGAACGGUGCUACAUGUAAGAACAUUCCUGGAAGUUAUGAAUGCAUCUGUGCUAUGGGAUUUGAAGGACUGAAUUGCGAGAAAGAUAUCAAUGAAUGUCUUGAUGACCCCUGUAAGAAUGGUGCAACAUGUUUGAAUUCUCCACCUGGUGAUUACAGAUGCGACUGCGUUGAUGGAUGGACGGGCAAAAAUUGCGAUAUUGAGGUUGAAAGGUGUCCAGAUUGUGUGAAUGGUGGAACAUGUGUAGAAGAAAAUGGUGACUUCAGAUGCAUGUGUCCGUCUGGAUGGAAAGGCGACGUUUGUGAGGAAGAUAUCAAUGAAUGCGCUCCCAAACCAGGCCGGUGUAUGAACGGUGCUACAUGUAGUAAUGAACAAGGGGACUACAAGUGCGAUUGUGUGCUGGGCUAUGGAGGGAAAAACUGCGAAACUGACUUGGACGAUUGUAUGCCAAAUCCCUGCUUGUUCGACGGGACAUGUAUUGAUGGAAUAAAUUCUUUCACUUGUCAGUGUCCACCCGGGAGAAUUGGUGACACCUGCGAGGGAGAUAAAGACGAAUGUAAGAUAGUGCCAUCACUUUGCCAAAAUGGAGCAACAUGUUCUAAUACCAUCGGAUCUUUUGACUGCGAAUGUCCUGAUAACUGGCAAGGAAACUUGUGUGACACUGAUAGAAACGAGUGUUCGACUGUGACAUGUAUGCACGGAGGAAUAUGUAAUAAUACGAUUGGUUCUUUCAAUUGUGAGAACUGUGAUCAGGGAUGGGAAGGUCAACUUUGUGACAAGGAUAAGAAUGAGUGUCCUACCGUUCAGUGUAUGAAUGGUGGUACAUGUGUCAACACCGAAGGUUCAUAUUUUUGUGACGGCUGUGACAGCGGCUGGGAAGGACAACUUUGUGAGAAAGAUAUUAACGAAUGUCCUACCGUUAAAUGUAUGCACGGAGGAACAUGUGUCAACACUAUGGGUUCCUAUUACUGUGGGGACUGUGAUGACGGAUGGGAGGGACAACUUUGCGACAAAGAUAAAAAUGAAUGUCCAACAAUACAAUGUUUGCAUGGCGGAACAUGUGUCAACACUGACGGUUCAUUUUACUGUGCUAAUUGUGAUGAGGGAUGGCAAGGAAAACUUUGUGACACAGAUAAGAAUGAGUGUCAAAAUGUAACGUGUGUGCAUGGUGGAACAUGUGUUAACACUGAUGGUUCCUUCAGUUGUGAAAAUUGUGACGCUGGUUGGACCGGACAAUUCUGUGAAGAAGAUAUUGACGAAUGUAACAUCUCCAUGGGAUCUGAUAUGCCAUGUAAGAAUGGAGCCUCCUGCCUCAACCUUGAAGGUUCAUUUGAAUGUAUAUGUAAAACUGGAUAUCAGGGUACAGAUUGCUCUAAAGACAAAGACGAGUGCUCCUUAUCACCACCAGUUUGUGAGAACGGAGCAACGUGUAUCAACACCAUUGGCCUUUACACCUGUGAAUGUACGGAUUUCUGGAGAGGGAUCCGAUGUAAUAUAGAUGUAAAUGAAUGUGUUGAAUUUGGUUCGCUAGCCUGCUAUGACAACGGUGUAUGUACCAACACAAUCGGCGGUUACGUGUGUAAUUGUAGCGCUGAAUAUACCGGGAAAAGAUGCGAUGAAGAUAAAAAUGAAUGUGGGAUUACUCCACCAAUUUGUUUGAAUGGAGCAACAUGUAACAAUUAUUUUGGAUCGUACGAUUGUGAUUGUGAUACUGGUUUCGAAGGACUUAACUGUGGCACAAACAUAGAUGAAUGCAGCCUUGGUGUUUGUCUAAAUGCGGUUUCGUGUGAAGACACAAUUGGGUCCUAUACGUGUACAUGUAUUCCUGGGUGGACAGGUCCAAAUUGUGAUACCGAUAUUAAUGAAUGUAAUGACAACUUGUGUAUGAAUGGUGCAACAUGCUCUAAUAAUGAAGGGUCUGUAGAAUGUAUUUGCGCGGCAGGAUGGGAAGGAAUUGUCUGUGACAAAGAUAUCAACGAGUGCCUUGUGACAGGUAUCUGCAAGAAUGGAGCAACAUGUAAUAACAAAGAUGGGGGUUAUUCAUGUAUAUGUGCAUCUGGUUGGCAAGGAUUGAAUUGUACCGUUGAUAUAAACGAAUGCGUGGCAGUGGAUAUUUGUAAGAACGGAGCAACAUGUAAUAACAUUGAUGGAAGUUACGACUGCAUAUGCUCACCAGGAUGGGAAGGUCAAAACUGCGAGAAAGACAAAGAUGAGUGUGUGACAGUUGAUAUCUGUGAAAAUGGUGCAACAUGUGCAAAUAAUGAUGGAAGUUAUACUUGCACGUGUGCUACAGGAUGGGAGGGGAAAAACUGCGGCAUUGAUAUAAAUGAAUGUCCAGAUGUGUGUGAAAAUGGCGGGCUAUGUAGAAACACCCCUGGUUCUUUCAACUGUACAUGUAUUGGUGAUUGGACUGGACCCACUUGCGCACUAGUCGGAGGUAAAACAUUUGAACUGGAUUUCGAAACAGUUGGAUUGACAAUAACACCGGAGUUACUGAAUAGACAGUCAGAUCAGUUCAUCAGAAAACAGACUUUACUUUGUGACGACAUCGGAUUUUUUGUAGUUACAAAUUAUAACGAGGUAUACGAAAGUUGUAGAAUCAAAAGCUUUGUUGAUAAUCCAGCAGGUUUUACUCUUCAACUGACUUUUGAUGUUGAUCAAUCUGACGAUCUGGGUUCUAACAUAUAUGAUUUGCUGUUUGAGCGUAGAAAAAAAGAGAGAUAUGGGGAUGUUUAUGGCAUUCCAGUUGGAGAUAUGAUCUUGAAGCACUCUGACUUUAUUUCCACAAUGGUGACAAUGACGAAAAGGCUGGUUAAUUUCACAUUCACAGAUGCUUUGAAUAACGAAAACUCACUUUCUUUUCAACGAUAUGAAAAUGCUUUUUGCACUCAGGUAAAUCAGCUGAUGACGUUAAGCGCAAGCGCAAAUUUGUUCCCCGACUUCAUUGAGUGUGAUGUACUAGGUUUCAGUUAUGAUCCCAGUAGUGACGAAACUAGUGUCGACUUUGAGUUUGAGUUUGAGGGAACCAAAGAUGUUGCUAGAAUUACGACAAAUUUUGACGAAUAUUUUGAACAGGUUCGGUUACGAAUUUAA